Pogonomyrmex barbatus (red harvester ant) is the source of this 442-nucleotide messenger RNA. It is a transcript of the gene MED9, whose product is annotated as mediator complex subunit 9. Gene Ontology annotation, biological process: regulation of transcription by RNA polymerase II. Gene Ontology annotation, cellular component: mediator complex. NCBI's taxonomy places the organism in Eukaryota, Metazoa, Arthropoda, Insecta, Hymenoptera, Formicidae. The record is from RefSeq and is a predicted model, not a curated record. Gene Ontology annotation, molecular function: transcription coregulator activity.
UUAUUGAAUAGAGUGCGCAGUCUAUAUUGAUCAUAUUUAUGUUAUGCUCUUGACAUGAUGGAGUCGGUGGAACUGACGGAGGAUGCUUCUCUGAGAACACAAUUCACCGUUGACGAUUUGGACAUAGAAAUAUUGCCGCUGAUUUAUGAGAUUAUUCGCAGUAUCGAGAAAGAUCCACAUGAUACUACGCAAAAAGCAAAAGAGUCACAGGAUACUAGCCACAAAAUUCUAGAAUUACAAAAGAAAUUGGAUUCUGCAAGAUCUCAGAUCAAGAGAUUACCAGGGAUAGAAUAUAGUAAAGAAGAACAAUUGCAGAAGCUAGAGACUUUACGCAAGCAACUGAGAUUAAAGCGUGAACUUUUAUUGAAGUAUCGCAAUACCUGUACAUUUGAAAUACCGAAAGCAUAAAUGCAUACAUACCGUUGCAUGAAGAUUUAAAAAA